AUGCUAAUGGCAGAGUCGCGCGACUCGGUCCUUGCCGAUGCUCCCUUUCGCAUGGCCGUCGUCGGGUCCGGUCCCGCUGGGUUUUACACUGCGUAUCGGGUCAUGUCCAAGCUCCCGCAGGCGCGUGUCGACAUGUACGAGGCCUUGCCAGUCCCGUAUGGCCUUGUGCGUCAUGGCGUUGCGCCAGAUCAUCCAGAGGUCAAGAACUGCCAAGAGAAGUUCGAUGAAGUUGCUUCGUCUCCCAACUUCACUUUCAUAGGAAAUGCUUCCAUUGGUCUUCCCGGACACUUGGAGGAGCACUGCACCAUUCCUCUCAAGGUGCUCAUGAGCCAUUACGACUCCGUCCUCUUUUCCUACGGGGCGGCAGAGGACAAGAAGCUGCACAUUCCAGGCGAGGCGUCUCUCAAGGGAAUCUACUCGGCCCGCCAGUUCGUCGGCUGGUAUAACGGCCAUCCCGACUGCGGCCAGCUUGAGCCGGAUCUGUCUCGGGCAGAGGAAGCAGUCAUCAUCGGCCAAGGCAACGUCGCCCUGGAUGUGGCUAGGAUACUGCUGGAGGACAUUGAUGUGCUGAGAAAGACUGACAUCUCAGAUCGAGCCCUUGCGCAGUUGGCUGAAAGCCGAAUCAAGAGGGUUCACGUCGUAGGACGGAGAGGACCCAUGCAAGCCGCAUUUACGAUAAAAGAAGUAAGAGAGUUGAUGAACCUCUCAGGGGUGGCUUUUCACGGCAUAGACGACUCGUUGAUACCGCCAGCUCUUGACAAACUUCCAAGAGCGGCCAAGAGGCUCAUGGAGGUCCUUCGAAAGGGGACGGCAGCUCGCGCUUCUGACUCGCCGAGAUCCUGGUCACUCGACAGCUGCCUGUCGCCAAAGGCCUUUGUGGGCGACAAGCAGAAUCCUUCCCUCGUGGGCAGCACCGAGUUCUACGUGACCAAACUGGAAGACCCAUUCAACCCUCAGUCAUCCGUAUCUCUCACAGAAGAGACGAGAACGCUGCCAUCGGACAUUGCGUUCCGCUCCGUCGGUUACAAAUCGGUGCCUCUGCCGGGAUUUGCCGAGGUCGGAAUCCAGUUCGACGAGAAGCGAGGAGUCAUCCGCAACGACGGGCUGGGUCGAGCGACACAGGUGCUCCCUGGACAGAGUGAACCUAGCGGCACUCCUCCCAUCACAUUGCCCGGCGUUUACUGCGCUGGCUGGGUCAAGAGAGGCCCCACGGGCGUCAUCGCGUCCACCAUGAGAGACGCUUUCCUGACAGGAGACGCUGUGGUCGAGGACUGGCUGUCAGGGGCCCCUUUCAUAAACCGCUCAGCAGACGGCACGGCGGGGGGAUGGGAGGCAGUCAAACAAGAUGUUGGUGCUCAAGCAGAUCAAGUGGUCACUUGGGACCAGUGGCGCCAGAUAGACCAGGCCGAAACAGCUCGGGGGGCGACUAGAGGAAAACCUAGAGAGAAGUUCACCAGCGUUAGAGACAUGCUCGGCACCAUCAAUUGA
Trichoderma citrinoviride is the source of this 1488-nucleotide messenger RNA. RefSeq names its product FAD/NAD(P)-binding domain-containing protein. Gene Ontology annotation, biological process: ubiquinone biosynthetic process. The transcript has 4 exons. The coding region runs from base 1 to 1488 and encodes 495 amino acids. NCBI's taxonomy places the organism in Eukaryota, Fungi, Ascomycota, Sordariomycetes, Hypocreales, Hypocreaceae. Gene Ontology annotation, cellular component: mitochondrion. The record is from RefSeq and is a predicted model, not a curated record.